This is a messenger RNA of Phytophthora sojae, 960 nucleotides long. RefSeq lists its product as hypothetical. The transcript has 3 exons. Gene Ontology annotation, biological process: mannan biosynthetic process. Gene Ontology annotation, molecular function: alpha-1,2-mannosyltransferase activity. The record is from RefSeq and is a predicted model, not a curated record. Lineage: Eukaryota; Oomycota; Peronosporomycetes; Peronosporales; Peronosporaceae. Bases 1 to 960 code for a protein of 319 amino acids. Gene Ontology annotation, cellular component: Golgi apparatus.
AUGCAUUGGCUGGCGCGCCACUGCCAGCUGCACCCCCGAUGGCCCGCGCGAGUCUCACAACGACAAGAGCUGUAUCGACACUAUCACUGGCGGUUCAGCGGAUACUGCGAGGUUGAAGACUUGGACUCGGGCGAGCGCUUCCAAGUCAUGCGCUCCCACUGCAGUGGGUUGCAGCGCAAGGUCUCUUUCCGUUGCUCGGAGGUCCCCUACUUCGCAAGUUUUCGCGCCGACGCCCAUGCAGUCGUGAAGAAGGCAUACGCCAAAGGGUUUUCGCUGCCAUAUGUUGCCAACAACAGCCAACGCUCCUCACGCGACGGCAUUGUUAUGGUCGUCUACCCUACAGUGCUCGCUAGUGCAUACGCCAGCAUCCAGGUGAUUCGAGACGUGUUGGGGUGCCGCCUACCGAUUGAAAUCUGGUUCCACAUCUUCGCAAUCUACCACAGCGACUUUAACCGGGUGCUAGUCUUGGACGCGGACAACGUACCCUCGAUGCUGUGGGAAUUGCUGGACACCUCUUUCGUGGAUAUGUUCGAGCAGGAAGGAGGACAGCUGAUCGUGGACCGUACUCGGCAUGCAGCACCUUUGGAGCUGGUCUACUUUUACGCAUUUCACGAACCUAUUUACUUCUGGAAGCUGGAGCUUGUGUACGGUGGCAAAGAUUUUCCGUUUGGCGUGGCUGAAGCUUCAGGCUCCGUUUCACAUGAUUGCGGCAGUCCCUGCAAUGGCUGGGCUGUGAACAAUGGAUCGUUCUGUGGUAUGACAAUGGCGCAGCACGACGCGGAUGGUGAAGUGCUGUUCCUGUACAGGAACCAGCACAAAUUGACUGGCGAGCGCGAUGAACGGUGGGAGGAGGCGGCGGCAGCGAAGUCAACAUCGGAAAACGUGGAGAUCCCAUCGCCCGAGUCGGUAAUGGCUCCGCAGUCGGCAGAGUACCCCGACCCAGCCAUCUGGACGCAUUAG